CUCACCUGUACAUCAGGAUGAAGCUGAUCUUCUCUCUGUGUCUCAUCUAUGCGCUCUGCAGCUCAGCUGCUGCUCUUCAGUGUGACGCCUGUGCAGAUCAGACAUGUUCAACCACAGUCAGUAAGACGUGCAGCUCAGAGACCAUGUGUAUUACAGCUUCCAUCAGAGCCACUUCAUCUCAAGGUUCAGGAGCAUUAAUCUACAAGGACUGUGCUGCUGCUUCUCUUUGUCCAACCACUGGAGCUGCAACCUUUUCCGUCGCCUUGACUUUUUCCAGUGCGAUUGCAUCAGCUCAGUGCUGCAACACGACCAACUGCAACUCCCAGACCCUGACAUUUCCGGACCCUCCGUCUGCUAACGGCCGGACGUGUCCCGUCUGUGACCCGACCACCUCUCAGUGCAGCUCUACAGUUACAUGUUCAGGAGACCAGACCAGCUGCUUCCAAGCAACCAUGACAAACGGCUCAGCAACAUAUCCAGUUGUGGGCUGCGUGUCUCCAAACACAUGUGCAGCUGCAGCGAGCCUGAAUAACCUGCCUUUCAUGGAGAGCGUUGGUAACAUCGUCACUGGACCGACCUGCAGCACCGCAACCAUCAUGACAACUGUUCAACCAACCAUCUCUACCACACAAGAAACAACAACUGCUGCUGCAACAAGCAUUGAAACCACAACUGUAGCUGCAGCAACGUCCACAACCUCUGCACCAACCACUGGGACCACAACUGCUGCCGCAUCAACCUCUGAAAUCUCAACUGUUGCUGCAUCAACAUCCACCAGCCCUACACCAGCUCCCACAGAUGCCUCAUCCAGCUCCACCACCCCUGCACCAGCAACAGCUGCCUCAACCACCUCCACCACCCCUGCACCAGCAACUGCUGCCUCAUCCACCUCCACCACCCCUGCACCAGCAACAGCUGCCUCAUCCACCUCCACCACCCCUGCACCAGCAACGGCUGCCUCGUCCACAUCCACCACCCCUGCACAAAAGGCAGAUGGUGCGCCAACUGUACCUGUAGCAACAGGUGGAGCAGCUACAACUGUUUCACCAUCUGUAACCAAUGGUGCAUCUGGUUCCAUGACUGUUUCUUCAUCUGUUACUAACGGUGCAUCUGGAGCUGGAACAACCCAGUCAACCACAGUGUCAACAACCAGCAGUUCUGGAGUUUCUGUCCAAAUGUGUCUUUUCAACCUCCUGCUUGGUCUUCUUGUCUUCAUGUUGUAAUUGAUGAUGGAUGUUUUAGGGAACUUACUUUUGUUGGGAAAGUUUCAUUUCUUUCUCAAGUUUAAGGAAAACAUCAGAUG
This is a messenger RNA of Oryzias melastigma (Indian medaka), 1303 nucleotides long. Its product is annotated as cell wall protein DAN4-like. The coding region runs from base 18 to 1223 and encodes 401 amino acids. The record is from RefSeq and is a predicted model, not a curated record. NCBI's taxonomy places the organism in Eukaryota, Metazoa, Chordata, Actinopteri, Beloniformes, Adrianichthyidae. The transcript has 5 exons.